This is a messenger RNA of Manihot esculenta (cassava), 3243 nucleotides long. Its product is annotated as receptor kinase-like protein Xa21. The transcript has 4 exons. Gene Ontology annotation, molecular function: protein binding; ATP binding; protein kinase activity. Bases 243 to 3026 code for a protein of 927 amino acids. The record is from RefSeq and is a predicted model, not a curated record. Lineage: Eukaryota; Viridiplantae; Streptophyta; Magnoliopsida; Malpighiales; Euphorbiaceae. Gene Ontology annotation, biological process: protein phosphorylation.
AAGAGCUUGGAGAUCUUUCCCAGUUGCAGUUCUUGUUCCUUGGAGCUAACCAGCUCUCAGGGUCGAUACCUUCCACAAUCUUCAAUAUUUCUUCGCUGAAAAGGAUUGUGCUUGCAUCAAAUCAUCGGCUUUCAGGCAAGCUUCCGGUGGAUUUGUGCGAGCAUCUGCCGGUACUCGAAGAGCUGGAGAUUUCUUUCAACAAUUUGUCAGGCAGGAUUCCGUCGAGUUUACAGAAAUGCAAGAUGCUUAGGGUUCUGGCAAUGGAUGGUAGCAAUAAAUUCACAGGACGCAUACCCAAAGAACUUGGCAACUUAACCAUGCUUGAGGAGUUAUAUCUUGGUUUCAAUGAUUUGGAAGGUGAAAUUCCAUCAGAAAUUGGCAACCUCCGAAACUUACAAAAUUUUGCAGUGGAGCACAGUGGGCUUACAGGAACAAUACCUCCUGCCAUCUUCAACAUCUCAUCUCUUCAAGAUCUUGUUGUUGCAAACAACAGCAUAUUCGGAAGUCUUCCAAUGGAUCUGUGUCAUCGCCUUCCAAAUCUUCAAAUACUUUUUCUUUUCGAUAAUAAAUUCGUAGGGAACAUACCAAGAGAUAUAGGAAACUGCACAAUGUUACAGCAACUUCGUCUUGGGAGAAACAACUUUACAGGUGCUAUACCUCAUGAGAUGGGUAAUCUUAGAUAUCUGAAGGUGGUGAGAUUGCCGGUGAACAGCUUAACAGGUCUGAUUCCACCAAAUAUCUUCAACAGUUCCACGAUUGAGGAGAUUACUUUAGCUGUAAAUAACUUCUAUGGCAAUCUUCCCGCUAGUUUAGACCUAUGGCUCCCUAAUCUUAAACGUCUCAUCCUAGGUGGAAAUCAACUGGAUGGAAUUAUCCCAAGCUCUAUUGCAAAUUCUACUGAGCUUAUUCAGUUAGAGUUGAGUGAGAAUUUGUUUACUGGUUCUGUACCAAUGACCUUUGGUAAUCUUCUGUUUCUACAGAGGCUUACCCUGAUAGGAAAUUUUCUUGUCAAUGAUCCAUCGACUCCAGAAUUGAGCUUUCUUACUUCUCUGACAAAUUGCAAGAACUUAAUAGUUUUGGGAUUUUCCAAUAAUCCUAUCAGGGGAAUCUUCCCACCUUUUGUUAACUUCUCUAACACUCUUGAAGUUCUUGAUGGAAGCAAUUGCGAAAUCAUGGGCAUGAUACCCAGGGGACUCGGCAAUUUAAGCAGCUUGAUAUCUUUAAGCCUAAAUAACAACGACUUGACAGGACCCAUUCCUGAUACGUUCCAGAAUUUGGCAAAGAUACAAAGAUUGUAUCUCGGGGACAACAUGUUACAGGAUUCUAUUCCGAAUAGUUUAUGUCAUCUGAGCAACCUGGGUGAGUUAAGAUUGAGCAGGAACAGACUUGCAGGGUCAAUACCAAGUUGCUUUGGGAAUCUUACCUCUCUGAGAGAUCUCCAGCUUGACAGCAAUAAUCUAACUUCCAGUAUACCAUUUUCCCUCUUGAGCCUGAAGGACUUGUUGAUCUUGAACGUGUCAUCUAAUUCACUAGAUGGAAACCUACCGUCUGAGAUUGGAAAUUUGAAGAUCAUGUACCAACUAGACUUGUCAAAGAAUCAAUUCUUUGGCGGUAUUCCGAGUGAACUCGGCGGUCUCCAACAGUUAACUCAGCUGUCUUUGGCACACAAUAAAUUCCAAGGACCUAUACCAGGCUCAAUUGGGAGCAUUGUGAGCUUGGAGUAUUUGGAUCUCUCCAAUAACAUGCUCUCUGGCGUUAUUCCAAAGUCUCUGGAAGCACUUCCAUAUCUCAAAUACUUCAACGUGUCUAACAACAGCCUAGAAGGAGAAAUUCCUGACGGAGGACCUUUUGCAAACUUCACAGCUCAAUCUUUCAUGAACAACGUUGGACUCUGCGGAGCUCCUCAGAUGGGCUUCAAGCCGUGUAAUGCAUCUAGUAGUUCUAAAAAAUCAACCCCAUUUCUGAAAUAUGUUUUACCAGCUACGGCUUUAGCAAUUUUGGUACUAGGCUUUGUAUGUGUGCUUUCAAGGCAAAGAAGACAAAAGAAGAAGAGAACUGAUCCUGCCUCUACAACUCAACCUGAUUUGCUAAAUAUAGCAACAUACAGAAGGUUUUCAUACCAGGAACUCAUGCAAGCUACGAAUGGAUUCGACGAAAGUAAUCUACUGGGUAAAGGGAGCUGGAGCUUUGUCUACAAAGGAACGCUUGCUGAUGGCAUGGUUGUUGCAGUAAAGGUUUUCAACUUGCAGCUAGAAGGAGCAUUAGAGAGUUUUGAUGCAGAAUGUGAAGUUCUUCGAAACAUCCGCCAUAGAAAUCUCGUCAAGAUUAUCAGCAGCUGUGCAAAUGUUGAUUUCAAAGCAUUGGUGAUGGAGUUCAUGCCCAAUGGUAGCCUUGAGGCAUUGUUGCACUCUAAUUGCUAUUGCUUGGAUAUGGUACAGAGGUUAAAUAUCUUAGCAGAUGUUGCAGUUGCUGUAGAAUAUCUCCACCACAAUUAUAGUAGACCAGUGGUUCACUGUGACAUAAAGCCCAGCAAUGUCCUCUUGGAUGAAAAUAUGGUGGCCCAUUUAGGAGACUUUGGAAUUUCGAAGCUCUUAGGUGAAAGCAUAUCAAUGACGCAAACCAAAACGCUAGCCACAAUUGGGUAUAUGGCACCAGAGUAUGGAUCACAGGGAAUCGUGUCAACAAGAGGAGAUAUAUAUAGUUUUGGAAUCAUGAUGAUGGAAAUACUUACGAGCAAGAAACCCACAGAUAAAAUGUUCGAAGGAGAAAUGUGCUUGAAAGAUUGGGUGUUAGAAUCAUUGGAGAGUGGAAGAAUUAGUGAGAUUAUGGAUUUCAACUUGUUAAACACAAAUGAGAGUGAUCUUGCAGCUAAGGAACAAUGUGUUUCUUCUCUUAUGAGUUUGGCUCUUGCCAGUUGUGAGGAAUCACCCGAAAUGAGGAUUAACAUACGAGACGUUCUGCAGAGACUCAGGAAAAUCAAGGACCAGUUUGAAAUGUCCAUGCAGUCGACUUGCAAAUUACCAUAAAUCUUCUCUUUUUCUCAAUAAAUUCUUAAAGUGAAAUGGGUUGCAGCAUGUUGUUUAUAUUCAUUGAUAUAUUUACUAAUGAGCUUUUGGCUGAGAAUGCUUUAGUCUUAUUGUGUCUAUAUAUAUAUAUAUAAAUAGAUCAUAGAGAUAGAGAGAUUGCCAAGUUGCAGGAUUAAGUUUAUAUAUUUAUGUUAAGUAAUAUAUCUAAAUUUGUGUA